GCACAGUUAGCCUGGCCCGCGCUGAGGAAAGAUGUGGGCAGCUGCGGUGUUGUUUGCUGAUUACAAGACAAUACCUGUGUGUGGUGCCUCGAAUAUUUAGUGUAUAGAGUGCUUGCGUGUGGCUUUGUAAUGGAAGUACUAUCCAUGGUGAGUGAGUGAGUCAUGACAGGUGUCUCUCCCAGCUGACUCAGGAUCCCUCUCCCUCUCUCUCUCUCGCUCCCCCUCUCACCCUCUGAGUCACGUGUGUAAAUGACUACUGGCAGGUGUGGUGGUGCAGGUGUGGCGGAGCUAUCGGAGUCACUACAGCAGCUGUCGGGACGCGCCAAGUCCGCCCACUCCCAGAUCACCAACCUGAAGACAUUCCAGGACAGAGUGAACGCUCACUGCGACAGCCUGGCGGGGGAGGUGGAGAGGCAAUGUGCGGAGCUGCUGGAGGCGGUGCAGCAGGCGAGGACGAGGCUCCUGGCGCAGCUGGCGGCGGAGCGGGAGGCCACCACCAAGAUAUACAGAGAGGAGGCCGCUACAUGCACCAGAAGGCUUCACAAAACCACGGGACUCAUUCAGUUCUGUAUCGAAGCAAUAAAGGAACCAGAUCCGGCUGCCUUCAUGACGUUGGGGCCGCAGCUGAUUGGACGAGUGAGUGACCUUGACCUGGAGUGGGACAAGGACAUCCCCUCUGCCUGCAACCCGCGCCUCAGCCCUUACAUUGACCUCGACCUCGAUCACAAAGGCGUGCUUCGGACCCUCAACACCUUCAACUUUAUCCGCAUGAAACCCUGCAUGGAGGGUGAGGAGCGGCGCCCUGCAGCCCCAGGAGCACCGGAGUUCCUGACGGAGGAGUGUGUGGGGGAGAACAACAGCAUCACGGCCACCUGGUCCCCGCACCCUACCACCCGCGUGUCUGGUUACGCCCUUGAGAUUGACGAUGGCGAUGGAGAGUUUAAGGAGGUACACAGGGGCCCCGAGACGCUGUGUACCGUGGAGGGUCUACACUUCAACAUGGUGUACCACUUGAGGGUGCGGGCGUACAACAUCUCGGGCGUGUCUCCCUACUCGGCGCCCGUGGCCAUCAGGACCUCUGCUACCGCGUGGUUCUCCCUGGAUCGCACGCUCUCCCACCCUGAGUGUCGGCUGGUGGGGGGCGGCGCGGGCGUGACGUGUGAGAGCUACCAACACCGCACCGCCCUGGCCUCCGUCGGGUUUUCGCGGGGCCGUCACUACUGGCAGUUCACCGUGGAGUCUUAUGAUGCAAACGCUGAUGUGGUGUUCGGCGUGGCGCGGGCCAGUGUGGACAAGGAACAUAUGCUGGGCAAUGACGUGCACGGUUGGGCCAUGUACAUUGACCACCAGCGCUCUUGGUUCCUGCACGGCGCCGCCCACCACGGACGCUGCGAGGGUGGCGUGGCGGUGGGCACGACAGUGGGCGUGCUCCUCGACCUCACCCACGGCACCCUCACCUUCUACGUCAAUGAGGAGCAGCAGGGUGACGUGGCCUUCACGGACCUGACAGGGCUGCUUUACCCUGCCGUGAGUGUCAACCGCAACGUGACUGUCACCCUGCACACUGCCCUCGACCCUCCACACUCAGACUACGACAGCCAGUCUGACACCUGAGAUCCCG
This is a messenger RNA of Scylla paramamosain (green mud crab), 1621 nucleotides long. Its product is annotated as E3 ubiquitin-protein ligase TRIM9-like. Gene Ontology annotation, biological process: axon guidance. The transcript has 13 exons. Bases 250 to 1614 code for a protein of 454 amino acids. Gene Ontology annotation, cellular component: neuron projection. The record is from RefSeq and is a predicted model, not a curated record. Gene Ontology annotation, molecular function: protein binding. NCBI's taxonomy places the organism in Eukaryota, Metazoa, Arthropoda, Malacostraca, Decapoda, Portunidae.